Neolamprologus brichardi is the source of this 3521-nucleotide messenger RNA. RefSeq names its product small G protein signaling modulator 3 (gene sgsm3). Gene Ontology annotation, biological process: regulation of GTPase activity. Lineage: Eukaryota; Metazoa; Chordata; Actinopteri; Cichliformes; Cichlidae. The record is from RefSeq and is a predicted model, not a curated record. Gene Ontology annotation, molecular function: small GTPase binding; GTPase activator activity.
CUUCCCACGAUGGAAAAGGAACUGGGAAAGCCUUACAGGGCGUAAGAAUACGUCGGAGUUACACGUCGCCACUAGCAGGUGCACAGCAUUGGGAAGUCUUACGUCCGAGGCGAGAGAUGGCAUAGCAUAUGGCGUUUUCUCUUUAAAACUAUAGGGGAAAAACGAAAAGGCACGUCCUCCAGAAACCUUAGCGUGCGUUCGCUAGAAUAAUGUCACGAGUGGCUAUCAGCUGACUUGUUUACUCCCAGGUGUCCCACCAUAUUGAACUCAAUCAGCAAAAUGUCAGGUACCUACACACCAGCUCCUGGUGGGCCAUUCUCGGCUCUUACCCCAAGCAUGUGGCCCCAGGACAUUUUGGCCAAGUACCAUCAAAAAGACUCUUCACAGCAGCCUGAACUCCAGUAUGAUGAAUUUGGCUUUAGGGUGGACACAGAGGAUGGUGGGGAGCCUAAGUCUUGGCUGGGCACUGAGGGCUCGCCCCAGCGUGAAGACCCCCAGCAGCGACUGCGUUGGCAAGCCCACCUGGAGUUCACCCAUAACCACACAGUAGGUGACCUGACCUGGGAUCUUAUUGAUCCUGUCCUUCCACGCUCUGAGCGUUUGCAUUCCUUGGUGCUAGGAGGAAUACCUCAUAGUAUGAGACCACAGCUUUGGAUGCGUCUGUCUGGAGCCCUUCAAAAGAAGAGGACCUCUGAGAUCUCUUACAGAGAAAUCAUCAAGAACAGCUCUAAUGAUGACACCACAGUUGCUAAACAGAUAGAGAAGGACUUGUUACGGACUAUGCCAACCAAUGCGUGUUUCAAUAGUCUGACCAGUGUUGGAGUGCCAAGGCUGAGACGUGUACUGAGAAGCCUAGCAUGGCUCUACCCUGACAUUGGGUACUGUCAGGGAACUGGCAUGGUUGUUUCCUGCCUGUUGCUCUUUCUCGAGGAGGAGGAUGCACUAUGGAUGAUGUGCGCCCUGAUCGAAGAUCUUCUUCCUCCAUCUUACUUUUCCUCCACUCUGCUGGGCGUUCAAACGGAUCAGAGAGUUCUCCGCCAACUUAUUGUUCAGUACCUGCCGGCCCUUGACCGCCUUUUGCAGGAGCAUGACAUAGAGUUGUCACUGAUCACACUGCACUGGUUCCUGACAUCAUUUGCCAGUGUGGUGGAUAUCCGUCUGCUCCUAAGAAUCUGGGAUCUGCUCUUCUAUGAAGGGUCACUUGUGCUUUUCCAGGUGACACUGGGCAUGCUCAAGAUUAAGGAGGAGGAACUUGUGUCAUCAGAGAACUCUGCAUCCAUUUUUAAUACUCUUUCGGAUUUGCCGAGCCAGCUGAGAGACGCACCUGCAGUUCUAGGGGAGGCUAUGAGGCUAGCAGGGACACUCUCCCAAGAAACUCUGGAAGCUCACAGACACAAGCACCUAGCCUACAUCCUAAAUGAACAGGCACAGCUCAGCAAUGGCAACAACACAACACUCAACACCAAUCUCAACAAGGUGGUGAGGAGGCAGUCGCUGCGCAGGAAAUCCACCCUGACCUCCCUGCUUUUUGGGGAGGAUGAAGCAGAAGCUCUGAAGUCAAAGAACAUAAAGCAGACUGAGUUGGUGGCCUCCUUGCGAGAGGCCAUAUCCCGCAUUGCAGAGCACUUCCAUUGUCUGGAUCCACGCCACUCCAGCACUGAUCUGACUCCAGACUACUCCAUGGAGAGUCAUCAGCGGGAUCAUGAAAACUUUCUUGUAGUAUCUCGCAACCGACGGAGACGGGCAAAGGCUUUGCUAGACUUUGAACGUCAUGAUGAUGAUGAACUGGGCUUUAGAAAGAAUGACAUCAUCACUAUUAUUUCGCAAAAGGACGAACAUUGCUGGGUUGGUGAACUCAACAGCCUUAGAGGCUGGUUUCCAGCAAAGUUUGUUGAGAUUCUUGAUGAAAGGAGCAAGGAGUACUCACUAGCAGGUGACGACUCUGUGACAGAGGCAGUGACAGACCUGGCCAGAGGGACUCUAUGUCCAGCUCUGAAGGCUAUCUUUCAGCAUGGUCUGAAGAAGCCAUCUAUACUUGGAGGGCCAUGUCACCCGUGGUUGUUCAUAGAGGAAGCGGCCAGCAGGGAGGUAGAGAGGGACUUCAAUUCUGUUUACUCAAGGCUAGUCCUGUGUAAAACCUACAGGUUAGAUGAAGAUGGAAAAGUACUAACGCCAGAGGAGCUGCUUUACAGAGCAGUGCAGUCAGUCAACAUGAGCCAUGAUGCAGCACAUGCCCAAAUGGAUGUCAAGUUUAGGUCUCUUGUGUGUGUUGGCCUGAAUGAGCAGGUGCUGCACUUAUGGUUGGAGGUGUUGUGCUCCAGCAUGGCGGCUGUAGAAAAAUGGUAUCACCCAUGGUCAUUCCUUCGUAGCCCCGGAUGGGUUCAAAUCAAGUGUGAGCUCAGGGUUCUGUCAAAGUUUGCCUUCAGUCUCUCCCAAGAUUGUGAGCUUCCCGACAAAAAAGAGGAAAAGGAGCAGAAGCCACUGAAAGAGGGAGUGCAGGAUAUGUUGGUGAAACAUCACCUGUUCAGCUGGGACAUUGACGGAUAAAUGUGCAGCAAAAAUGGCUGAAACCUACGACUUGGUCUCAAAGUCAUAGCUUAGCCUUUUUUUUUUUUUUUUUUUGUUCUUUAAAUGUUAAAAAAAAGUGCAGAGACAAGAAAUAUAGACACUACUGUCAGCCUGCUAAAAGAAGUGACUACUUCACCAACCGGUUCACCCUCUCAUCCUGUGUCAGUUUUGGACAAUGGUAACACCCAAAUGACUGAAACUCAACUGGCUCGUGUUGGCUGAAGCAUGUGCACAUCAUUGUACAUAAUUUAAACUGAUCAAUACCCAGUACUGGAGGAUUCACUGCAAGGUUUAAAAUGCAUAUAUAUCUAUGUAAACAUCUUACACACUCCUGCCAUAGAAAGAGUUUGUACAUCUAGGACAGACUAUGACUUACAUAUGACUGAACAGCAUUUUUUUUCAGUACCUGCAGCUCAUGGUGCAUGAGUGGGUGAGAAAUACAAUCUAUUCUUUUGUUCUGCUCAUAAUGUUGCCAUGACGAACACAAGUUUUUGUAACAUUAUCCUAAAUUCCAUUCCAUUAAGGCCAAACUAGAACAUUACUAAACACAAAGCUGUAAAGUUACAAACUAUUUUCAAGUGGAAUGUAUUUUACCUCAGUGUCACAAAUUCCACAAAAUACUUCAUUAAAUGUUGCACAUGCCAAGUAAAGCCUUGUGAAGUUGUGAUAUAAAACUAUGGGUAUGUGUGCUACCUAAGCAGUGGUAGUAAAACGUCUGUCUUGUAUAAUAUAAUGUACAUGAAGCAGAUAAUUUGUGUUACACCUAUAUAUGUAUAAAAAAUAACUACACAUACAAGUCUAUACUUUGUAAUGUUUUUUUGUAUAUGCUUGUGACUAUAUGUACCAUUAAGGCAAUUCAAACAUAGGACUUUUUAUCUGUAUUUUACAUACAGCUUUACAGACUGAUCUCUAGCUUUGACAUAAACAUCCAGAAAUAAACUAUAUCAAGUUCA